Thalassophryne amazonica is the source of this 2530-nucleotide messenger RNA. RefSeq names its product protocadherin gamma-C5-like. The coding region runs from base 27 to 2522 and encodes 831 amino acids. Gene Ontology annotation, cellular component: plasma membrane. The transcript has a single exon. NCBI's taxonomy places the organism in Eukaryota, Metazoa, Chordata, Actinopteri, Batrachoidiformes, Batrachoididae. Gene Ontology annotation, biological process: homophilic cell-cell adhesion. Gene Ontology annotation, molecular function: calcium ion binding. The record is from RefSeq and is a predicted model, not a curated record.
CUGCUUUUCCAUUUUGUCGACGGGAAAUGACACAUUGUAACGGAUCUGGGAUGACAAAGAGAAUGGGACACAGUGGCUGGAGAUGGCAGCAGGCUCUUUGGAUUCCUCUUUUCUUCCUCCUUUGGAGGACAACAAACGGACAGACUCGUUACAGCAUCCCGGAGGAACUGAAACCGGGUUCUGUGGUAGGAAAUCUAGCCAAAGAUCUGGGUUUGGGGCUGUCGGACGUUUUUGACCGUAAAGUGCGCGUCGCCUCUGAGGCUGAUCAGCAGUAUUUCAGUGUGGAUGUGGGGAAGGGCGAGCUGGUGGUGAACGACAGAAUAGACAGAGAGGCUUUAUGCGGACAAAGCGCCAGCUGUGUUCUACCUCUGCAGGUCGUUCUGCAAAAUCCACUAAAUUUACACCGUAUUGAGGUAGAAAUAAAAGAUAUAAAUGAUAAUUCGCCGACCUUCAAAAUAAAAGAAUUGUCUUUAAAUAUUGCUGAAUCGGUCGCGGUGGGAACUCGUUUCCGUUUGGGGAGUGCCGAGGAUUCUGACGUUGGAGUUAAUUCGGUUAAAUCCUACACGUUAACUAAAAAUGAAUGUUUUACGCUAAAAAUGGAGGUAGAUGACGGAAAAACGGUUCCCCAGUUAGUGCUGGAAAAACCUCUGGACCGAGAAAAGAAAACGGUUCAUCAGUUAUUAUUGACGGCGUUAGACGGAGGAAACCCGGUCAUGUCUGGAACCGCACAGAUAACAGUGACAGUGCUCGACAAUAAUGAUAAUUUACCAAUAUUUGACAGAAACGUGCAUAAAGUAUCACUGGUGGAAAAUACUGCACAAGAUACUUUCGUAAUCAAAAUUAGUGCAACUGACGCAGAUGACGGACCAAACGGAGAAGUUGAAUUCUCUUUUAAUUCACAGACACCAGAUUCUGUCUUGUCAGUGUUUGAAAUAAAUUCAAUAACUGGAGAAAUUUAUUUAAAAGGAGAUUUAGAUUAUGAAAGAACUGCGUCCUAUAAAUUUGAAAUAACUGCGAAGGACAAAGGAGUUCCUGUAAUGGAGAGUCACUGUCGUGUACAAAUAGAUGUUGUAGAUAUUAAUGAUAACACUCCAGAAAUUGUUUUAACGUCUGAACCGCAGCCUGUGCGCGAAGAUGCGCCAAGUGGCACAACAGUGGCGCUGAUCAGUGCGCGUGACGCUGAUUCUGGUAAUAACAGUAAAGUAACAUUACAACUUCCCAAAGGUUCCCCUUUUAGUCUAAAACCGUCAUUUUCUAAUAAUUACGCGCUGGUUACCAGCGGUGUUUUAGACCGAGAGAGUUUCCCAGAAUAUAAUAUCGAGAUAACAGCCACUGAUUCCGGCUCUCCUCCUCUGUCCAAUCAGAAAACUGUAUCUGUGAGCGUCACUGACGUCAAUGACAACCCUCCCGUGUUCACUCAGUCCUCCUAUAAUGUGUAUUUAAAAGAGAAUGGACUCCCAGGUUCUAUUCUGUUCUCAGUUUCAGCAUCUGAUGCUGAUUUUGGGGAAAACUCCAAAAUCUCUUACUCCAUCCUGGACUCUAAAGUGCAGGACGUGUCUGUGUCAUCUUAUGUCUACAUUAACUCAGAUAACGGCAGCAUCUACAGCAUGCACUCGUUUGACUAUGAGAAGCUGAAGGUGUUUCAGAUUCAGGUACAGGCAAAGGACCAGGGCUCUCCGUCUCUCAGCAGCAACGUCACUGUCCAUGUUUUUAUCCUGGACCAGAACGACAAUGUCCCCGCUGUUAUUUACCCCUCCUCCGCUGCCCUGGGCUCCCUGUCUCAUCAGAGGAUGUCCCGCUCUGCUAAAGCGGGACACCUGGUCACCAAAGUGACGGCCGUGGACGCUGACUCGGGACAUAACGCGUGGAUCUCAUAUAAAGUGUCGGAUGCCACAGAUGCAUCUUUGUUCACUGUCAAUCAGUACACAGGGGAGGUGAGGACUAAACGUGCUGUGUCCGAGCACGACGAGUCCUCUCAGAGGCUGCUUAUAGAGAUCAAGGACGACGGAGAACCGGUCCAGUCCGCCACGGUCACUGUGUCCAUCCUGCUGGAGGACGGUCUGCACGAGCCCAUCUUGGACCUGCGGCACAAAGUGUCCGAGCCCAGCAAGAAAAGUGGGAGAAUCGCCCUUUAUCUGAUCGUGUCUCUGUCCUCGGUGUCCGUGCUGUCUCUGGUGACUUUUGUCAUCUUGGCUGUUAAAUGCAUCAGGACCAGCAGAAGCAGCGGAAGUUGCUGCACGAGACGGAGCGAAUGUGACAAUUACAAGAACCCCAACAGGAACCUGCAGAUUCAGCUCAACACUGAUGGACCCAUUAAGUACGUGGAGGUCCUGGGAGGAGACAUGUUGUCUCAGAGUCAAUCCUUCAGGUCCUGUCUGUCUCCCAUGUCAGAGUACAGUGAUUUCACUUUGAUUAAGCCCAGCAGCACCACUGACUUUAAGGACAUGAUCAGUGUCCUGGAUGCGUCUUUACCCGACAGCACCUGGACCUUUGAGAGCCAACAGGUGAGAGGAAAGUCUUAAAAAAUACC